AUGCCACUGGAGAUGGGACAGCCUCUAGUCCAGGUGCCACCACUGGCAAAGCCAGAAGAUGCCCCACUCUCUGGACUAGGUGCUGCCCCUCAAGGGGAACUGUGCAGCCUUGAAGAUGCCCGGCAGCUUUUCAGACGAUUUCAGUACCAGGUGCUGUCUGGGCCUCAUGAGACCCUGAGGCAACUGCGCAAGCUCUGUUUCCAGUGGCUGCAGCCAGAGGUUCACAGCAAAGAGCAGAUCCUGGAGCUCCUCAUGUUGGAACAGUUCCUGACCAUCCUGCCUGGAGAGAUCCAGACGUGGGUGCGCACACAGAAUCCCAGCAGUGGAGAGGAGGCUGUGACUCUAGUGGAGAGCUUGAAGGGCGAGCCACAGAGACUGUGGCAGUGGAUCAGCAGCCAGGUUCUGGGACAGGAAAGCUCACCUGACGAAGUGGAAUCUUCAAGCUGCCAAGUGAGGGAGGUAGAGGCCAGUCUUGAAGUGAUGUCUCAGGAGCUGGGACUUGAGAAUUCAGCCUCAGGGCCUGAGGAGCAACUGAGCCACAUCAUCAAAGAGGAAGCUGACACUGAGCCGGAGUUAGUGAUGGCUGCUCCUCAGCUUCUUCCUAGACCUGAGGAAAGGCUCAUCAGCGACCAGGACUCUGAAGGCUUCCUUCUUCAAGCAUCAUCUCAGGAGCGGUGGAGGGACAUGGAUUCUACUCAGAAGGAGCACUACUGGAACCUCAUGCUGGAGAACUAUGGCAAUAUGGUCUCAGGAGGCACAUCCAGUCCCAAACCUGACCCAGCUAAUUCAGCAGAGUAUGGUGAAGAGCUGGCAGGACUCCCCGUUCAUUCCAGCGAGAAGAUCCCAGUACCCACCUUCAGCGGAGACAGACAAGAGAAUGGCCAAGAGAACCUCAACUUGGAAACCUACUGGAACCAGGAACCUCCAGAUGCCCCUUGUCACAUCUCAGAAAAGGCCCCUCCUCAGGGUUCUUUGAAUGACAUCUUUGGUGAUGCUGAACAAAGAUGCUUUGGAAAAGGUCAUUAUCUCCCUAAGGUACAGGGACACCUUCAAGAUGAGGAGAGACGGGAACCGCUUACUCCUCAGGAAAAGGUUUCUGGGGAACAGUUGUACCAGUAUUUGCAUGAUUCUCACCCAAGAAGUCUGUCUGGGUUGUUGCUCAAGCAGAAACAAGAGGCCCCCCAGAAGGACCAGCUGAGACCUCCUAUGACCCAGAAAUUCUUCACCUGCAGAGAGUGUGGGAAAACCUUCUAUAGGAACUCUCAGCUUGCAUUUCACCAGAGAACUCAUACUGGAAAGACAUAUUUUCAGUGCCCCACUUGCAAGAAAGUCUUUCAGCAGAGUUCAGACUUUGUGAAGCAUCAGAGAAUUCACACCGGGGAGAAGUCUUGGAAGUGUGAUCACUGUGGGACAAGCUUCAGGGACUUUUCUGGAUUACGUCACCAUGAGAAAAUCCACAUGGGACAGAAAGCAUAUAAGUGUCCUUUCUGUGACAAGAGAUUUGGCAGUAGGUCCACCUUAAAUGGACACCAGCUGGUCCACAAAGGAGAGAAGCCCUAUAAAUGUCCUCUCUGUGAAAAUAGUUUUGGCAGCAGGUUAGCCUUAAAUAUACAUGAGCGGGUCCACACAGUAGAGAAGCCGUAUAAAUGUCCUCUUUGUGAAAAGAGUUUUGGCCACAGAUCUGCCUUAAAGAUACAUGAGCGUGUCCACACAGGAGAGAAGCCCUAUAAAUGCCCUCUCUGUGAAAAAAGUUUUUGUCGGAGAUUCACCUUAACUGUACACAAGCGGGUCCAUACAGGAGAGAAACCCUAUAAAUGUUCUCUGUGUGAAAAGAGUUUUCGCCUCAGAUCCACCUUCAAUAUACAUAGGCGGGUCCACACAGGAGAGAAACCCUAUAAAUGUCUUCUCUGUGAAAAGAGUUUUACUCAGUCGGCCCAUUUUAAUAGACACCAGCGAGUUCACACAGGGGAAAAACCCUAUAAAUGUUCUCUCUGUGAAAAGAGUUUCACUCAGAUAGCGCACUUUAAUAGACACCAGUCGGUCCACACUGGGGAAAAACCCUAUAAAUGUCCUCUCUGUGAAAAGAGGUUUGGGAACAGGUCCUACUUAAAUAGACACCAGCGAAUCCACACAGGAUAG
Molecule: messenger RNA, 2139 nt
Organism: Elephantulus edwardii (Cape elephant shrew)
Lineage: Eukaryota; Metazoa; Chordata; Mammalia; Macroscelidea; Macroscelididae
Product: zinc finger protein 18-like
Exons: 6
Coding region: 1-2139 (712 amino acids)
Biological process (GO): regulation of transcription by RNA polymerase II; central nervous system development
Cellular component (GO): nucleus
Molecular function (GO): RNA polymerase II cis-regulatory region sequence-specific DNA binding; DNA-binding transcription factor activity, RNA polymerase II-specific
Source: RefSeq, a predicted model, not a curated record